Messenger RNA from Zonotrichia leucophrys gambelii, 3004 nucleotides. RefSeq names its product FYVE, RhoGEF and PH domain containing 4 (gene FGD4). Gene Ontology annotation, biological process: cytoskeleton organization; filopodium assembly. Lineage: Eukaryota; Metazoa; Chordata; Aves; Passeriformes; Passerellidae. The transcript has 17 exons. Gene Ontology annotation, cellular component: cytoplasm. The record is from RefSeq and is a predicted model, not a curated record. Bases 593 to 2866 code for a protein of 757 amino acids. Gene Ontology annotation, molecular function: guanyl-nucleotide exchange factor activity; zinc ion binding.
AGGCAUGCCCAGUGAGCCGCGGAGCCCGCUCUGCUGCGCUCGGGCUUAGCGAGGCUGGAGCACAAAGAGCGCUUGUUGCCCCGCUCCCCGGGAGUCUCCCGGCUCCGGCACUGGCUGGGGAGGGCUGGUUACCAUGGAGGCUGCCAUCUGUUCGCUCCCUGCUGGAAUGUGAUUAUCCUCGCUGCGUUGGGAACCAGCAAAAGCAGGGGAGCGUGUGCUGCCGGCAAUUAUCUGCAAUGGAGUGCGUUAAUGGAAGGCUGGAAUUAGCUAGCUGGAGGAGAGCAUAAAAGGAUUUUUACCAAAAACUGUUCAUGGUUUCUAGCCGAGAGGAGCGAGCUUUUUGCAAGGCAGCAGCAUCUGUCCAAAGCCCUUGAUACUGUCCAGAGCUUGUGCAGCGGGUGCCACAGCCAGGCUUGUGGAGCAGAAUGUACGCUACGACGCGGCUCAGGGAAUAAAUGGAAGUGUGCCACUCAGACAGUCCCCACGCGCAGCUGCAAGUCCAAAGCCACAAGUGCCUCCAAAGCCAAUUCAUCUGCAGAAGGCAACAUACCAAACCCCUAGGCAUAAAGCUUUAACAAACCAGAAACCAAGAAUGGAGGAAGAGACACCUGCUGCUGUUUCUAGUGUCACAAAGGAAAAGUCCAGUAAAGUGUCAGAUCUCAUCAACCGGUUUGAAGGAGGCAGCUCACUGAACCCUAGCGACUUCAAGAAAGACCCCUCCGUUCUCCACAUCACUAAAUCUCAAGGAAGAUAUGGGUCCACUCCAUCACCUCAGCCAAAACUCCCCUCCCAGCACUCACUACAGACACAGGGAACCAGUAACACUGACAGAACUCAGGUUGCACAGCUGCCCACGGCCAACGGCGUGGCGGAGCAGGAGGAAGAGGAGCGGCGAUCGCCGGAGCGCGGCUCGGCCGCGUCCACCCCGCUCCCGGACGGGGCCACGGACGGCAGCUUGACCAACGGGGAAGGAGAGAGCGCUCACACAGAGCCCCUGCCAGGUGUGGCUGCCUGCGAGGAGCAGGUGUUCAACAGCUGCCACAGGACUGCCAGUAGUGAUGCGCUGCUCCCACCCGAAAGCGAAUCUCUAGGAAUUGAUGCUCAUGUCAAGGAGGAGCCGGCUGAGGAAAGCAGUAAACAAGAUCAACCUGUAGAAAUAAAGGAGACAGAGGAGCAGAAACGUCACAAAAUUGCCAAUGAGCUUCUGCAAACAGAAAAGGCCUACGUUAGCCGACUGGACCUCCUAGAUGGGGUAUUCUAUUCCAGACUCCUUGAGGAAGCCAACAGAGGUUCAUUUCCACCUGAAGUGAUUAAUAAAAUCUUUUCCAACAUUUCAUCGAUAAAUGCCUUCCACAGUAAAUUCUUACUUCCGGAACUUGAAAAAAGGAUGCAGGAAUGGACCACCACCCCUAGGAUUGGAGACAUUCUGCAGAAGCUGGCUCCUUUCCUCAAGAUGUACGGCGAGUACGUGAAGAAUUUUGACAACGCGAUGGAACUGGUGAAAACGUGGACUGAACGGUCACCUCAGUUCAAAUUCAUUAUCCAAGACAUUCAGAAGGAAAAAGUGUGUGGAAAUUUGACAUUGCAACAUCACAUGCUAGAACCAGUCCAACGCAUUCCACGCUACGAGAUGCUUCUAAAGGACUACCUAAGGAAAUUGCCUCAGGAUUCCCUAGACUGGAAAGAUGCUGAAAAAUCCCUGGAAAUUAUAUCCACUGCAGCAAGUCACUCAAAUAGUGCAAUAAGAAAGAUGGAGAAUCUAAAGAAGUUGCUGGAGAUCUAUGAGAUGCUGGGAGAGGAGGAAGACAUCGUGAACCCUUCAAAUGAGCUGAUCAAAGAAGGGCAGAUCCUUAAGCUGGCUGCUCGCAACACGUCUGCCCAGGAGCGCUACCUUUUCCUGUUUAACAAUAUGUUGCUCUACUGCGUCCCCAAAUUCAGCCUGGUAGGAUCCAAGUUCUCGGUUCGAACCAGAGUUGGCAUAGAUGGCAUGAAGAUUAUAGAAACCCAUAAUGAAGAAUAUCCACACACUUUCCAAGUGUCUGGAAAAGAGAGGACACUGGAGUUGCAGGCCAGUUCUGAACAGGAUAAAGAAGAAUGGAUAAAGGCACUUCAGAGUACUAUUGAAGCUUUUCAGCAGAGGAAUGAAACUUUCAGAAAUGCUAUUGCUAAAGAAUAUGAAGACAUGCCUGUUGAAGUCUCUAAUGCUGAGCUUGGGAAGAGGGCGCCGCGGUGGAUCAGGGACAACGAGGUCACCAUGUGCAUGAAGUGCAAGGAGCCCUUCAACGCGCUGACGCGGAGGAGGCACCACUGCCGAGCGUGUGGACAUGUGGUUUGCUGGAAAUGUUCUGACUACAAAGCACAUCUCGAAUAUGAUGGCAAUAAAUUGAACAAAGUCUGUAAAGAUUGCUAUCAUGUUAUAAUUGGUUGUACAGACAGUGAAGAAAAGAAGAGGAAGGGCAUCUUGGAGAUUGAAUCUGCAGAAGUCUCUGGAAACAGUGUCAUAUGUAGCUUUCUUCAGUACAUGGAGAAGUCCAAGCCCUGGCAGAAGGCAUGGUGUGUGAUACCCAAACAGGAGGCUCUUGUGCUCUACAUGUACGGUGCUCCACAGGAUGUGAAAGCUCUGGCUACAAUUCCUCUUCUGGGCUACACAGUGGAUGACACUCCAAAAAGUGCUGACCUCCCCCACAGCUUCAAACUGACCCAGUCCAAGUCUGUGCACAGCUUUGCUGCAGACAAUGAGGAACUGAAACAGAAGUGGCUCAAAGUUAUCCAUUUAGCUGUCAAAGGUGAGACACCAGAAUGUCAAAAUGAACUGCAAGUGAAUUUAGAAGAGCAGCCUGAAUCUUCUAAAAGAUCUGAAUGCUGAAGCACAGGAACACAUGGCAUUUUUUAAAAAAUUUUAGUUGAAAUUGUGGUUAACCUUUGUGUUAACCUUUCUCUGUUCAAUCAAGGAAAGAAAAAAAGAAAAAAAAAAGAAAAAGAAAGUUCUUACUACCAUACACAU